Messenger RNA from Nicotiana tabacum (common tobacco), 654 nucleotides. The record is from RefSeq and is a predicted model, not a curated record. NCBI's taxonomy places the organism in Eukaryota, Viridiplantae, Streptophyta, Magnoliopsida, Solanales, Solanaceae.
AUGCAUCUCGACAAUGGAAUAUCAAACUUACUACAACACUCAUUACCUCAGGAUUCCAACAGUCACCUAGAUUACUCCUUGUUCACCAAAAGAACUUCAGGACAGUUGGUAGUGGUCCUUGUAUAUGUAGAUAACCUCAUUAUCACUAGAGAUCUACAGCUAAUACAUGAGACCAAAUCACAGUUGCAAGAUAGCUUCAAGAUUAAAGAUUUUGGAGAGCUAAAAUAUUUUCUACGAAUUGAAUUUGCUAGAAGUAAAGAGGGUUGUAAACCUGUUACUUCACCCUUGGAGUUGAAUGCCAAGUUGACCACAUUGGAGUUUGAAACACACAUAUGUUCUACAACUAGUGAUCUCUACUCGAGGAUCUUGGUUCAAACCUUAAGUCAGUUCAUGCACAGUCCCAAAUCAUCUCACAUGGAAGCUGCCCUCAGAGUUGUGAGGUGUGUUAAACAUUGUCCUGGUCUAGGGAUGUUGAUGAAAGCUGGAUGUUCUGGAUCUCUAGCAUCUUUCUGGGAUGUUGAUUGGGCAGCAUGUCCCAAUAGCAGAAGAUCUAUAACAGGAUAUUUAGUGAAGUUUGGUGAUUCCCUCAUUUCAUGGGAAUCCAAGAAACAAUCAACAGUUUCCCAAAAGUUCACAGAAGUUCUACUGAGGUAG